AUGGAUAUCACCCCUCCGCCUACGGGAGCUUCCCAUGGCAGUCCCGAUGGCGACCGAAUGGCAGGGAUCACCAAUGGCGAAGGGAAUAAUGCUUUGAAUGCUCCCAACCCAGCUAUUGGCGCUGCAGCCGCAGCUCAGCAGCCCAAAGUCGUCCAGACUGCUUUCAUUCACAAGCUCUACAAUAUGCUAGAGGAUCCUAGCAUUCAGCAUCUCAUCUCUUGGUCGGGGACGAACGAUAGCUUCGUCAUGUCGCCAACGUCUGAAUUCUCCAAAGUCCUAGCAUCGUACUUCAAACACACCAAUAUAUCCUCGUUCGUUCGGCAGUUGAAUAUGUAUGGGUUUCACAAAGUGAGCGACGUAUUUCACACCGGUUCCCCAGACUCUGCACUCUGGGAAUUCAAACAUGGCAAUGGAAACUUCAAAAGAGGCGAUCUAGCGGGUUUGCGGGAGAUCAAGCGCCGCGCCUCAAGGCAUGCUUUGAUCCAUCGCGAUUCGUUCCCUGGCCACAAGGCCCCAGCUUCGCAACCUGGAACACCGGCCGAACCUGCACCUGAUGCGACCGAAGCGAGGUUCAUGAACCUCGAGCACACACUAUUCGAUAUGCAUGCUCGGUUGUCUCGGGCGGAAGAGGGCAACAUGGCGCUGAGCUCGAGAUGCCAGGCUAUGACGGAAAGUUUGUCAAAGUGCUAUCAAUGGACGCAUUCGAUUUCGCGCUUUCUCCAAGCUGUUGUGCCGGAUAGAGAAAGCCCUUUACAUCGCGAUGUCUCGAACAUGCAGAGAGAAGUCGAGAAACACAUCGAGAUGAUCCGCGCCCUCGAAACCCCCCACGAGAACCUCAUGCCUCCACGACAACCGUACUUUGCCAACAUGACCGAAGCCGGUCCACCUCUGUCUCCGCGCCAAAUGCCCCAGGACGACGCCCGUCGACAGUCCAUGAUGGACCACACACCCAGACCUCCCAACAUGAUUCGACCGCCCGUUCCUCCCCAUCUCUCAGUAUCCCCCCGCCGGUAUGGUUCAAUCAGCGGUGCCACACCCGCCUCCGCAUACGCUCGGCCACAACCUCCCGUUGCGCCGCCUCCACAACAACCAAUGCCGCAUCCUCUUUCCGUCUCAACAUCCCCAGGGCCCAACCUAGCCCGCCGUCACACAUCUGCGGACAUCCGGCAACACGGCUGGUCGCCAUCAGCUGGCGCUCCAUAUCCCCCUGGUAAUCCUCCCAGUGGGCCAUGGCCUCCCUCACCAGGGCACCGAACCCCGGUCUCAAGUGACCAACAAGUCCGCGACGUCCUCGCCCAAUACGAAAUGGGUGCUCCCCGGCGCCUCCAAGAACAAACCCGCCAAGCCACUCCACCCACCGCCGAACCAUCGCCGUCCAUGCUUGGUGUCGAUAAUGGCUGGACGCUUGGAUCCAGAUUCCCUCAUGGAUCCUCGUUGCCCGCAACUCGUCGCUCGAGCAUGGCGAGCAAUGUGCACUCGUUACUCAACCCUGCCGAUACUGCCGAAAGACCCGACGAGGACCAGGAGGCGAUGGCAGACGACCGGAAGCGCAAACGGCUGGAAUAA
Molecule: messenger RNA, 1566 nt
Organism: Penicillium bovifimosum
Lineage: Eukaryota; Fungi; Ascomycota; Eurotiomycetes; Eurotiales; Aspergillaceae
Product: heat shock factor family protein
Exons: 6
Coding region: 1-1566 (521 amino acids)
Biological process (GO): regulation of DNA-templated transcription
Molecular function (GO): DNA-binding transcription factor activity; sequence-specific DNA binding
Source: RefSeq, a predicted model, not a curated record